This is a messenger RNA of Brenthis ino (lesser marbled fritillary), 4173 nucleotides long. The record is from the annotation of a GenBank genome assembly. Lineage: Eukaryota; Metazoa; Arthropoda; Insecta; Lepidoptera; Nymphalidae.
AUGGAGAGACAGCAGUGUAAUUCACUUCAAAACUUUGAUGACCCGAAAACAGAAAUUUUGAAAAAAAGAUUAUUAAAAGCAGCUAGCAAUUCCGCGAGCACAAAUCUAUCUCAUAGCAACUCGCAGCAUAAUGUGCUAUUAAACUCAUUGCGCGCGCCAAUACCGAGCAGUAUGAUCAUGUCCUCAGUGCAGGCGCCGCAGAGCUCGAUGCCUAUUACUCACAAUUUAGUCACACACUCAAUAGCUCCUGUAAAAAUUCAUGCCAAUAAUUCACCGUAUCCACUGCAGUUAUCCACAGUGCAUGUGCCAGUGCAAAUACCGGGAUCCACGUCGAAUAUUAACGUGCCAGUCCAGUUGUCAGGUGGAGCCAGUAGUGUGCCAUUGCAAAUAGCUCCGCUUCUGCCAGAUUCUGUGAAAAUGAACAAUCCAACAUCUGUGUCUCAAGUGCAAGUUGGUUCCAACUCUGCUGUGGUGCAGUUACCAAACUCCUCUAACAACUCCAUUCAACUGUCUUUACCGAAUUCUACAAAUACUGGAGUGCAAUUAAGAGGAGGCCCGAGGCCUAUGCCUCAUGUAGUAUAUAUACAAACUCCAACUGGAUUAAAACCUGUAUCUAGUACAGAUGUCAUCAGCCAAGCAAGUACAAGUGGAAACCCGCCACAAAUAAUUGUCAGAAGACCUGUAACAAGUAACCCUAACAUACAUUUAAUAUCAAAUGUUGGUUCUAAACCUAACAUAGCACCAAAAAUAUCAACACAAAAUAAGUCAAUACUAGCACCAACAAAUACUGCACAGCCAAUAGUAAUUCAGAAGCCUAAAUGUAAUGAUAAGAUGAUGGUCCCAGUCAGUAUAGCUCCUGCCGGCAAACAGGCUAUAUAUUUAAGUUCUGUGAAGAAACCCAACCCCAAAAAUAUAUCAGAAAAUCAAUCAAUUCUUAUAUCCAGCAACCAAUCAAAUGUAAACUCGAAUAAUCAAAAGCUUUUCUUAACUCCGAUGAGUAUGCCGAAAAUGCAGCAUACACAAAACACAAAAUUCAUUCUUCCCGUGACAUUACCAGCUACAAUGGCCUCCAAAGGGCCCAUUAUAAAUCUUCAAAUAUCAAAUGGUCAAAUCCAAAAUGAUCCUCAAGGCAAUAUAACUGUUAUGAGAGAUACGAUGGAAGCUUCAGAUAUGCCGCCAUUACAACCUUUAGCUAAAAUUAUGCCGGUCAAUGGGAAAGAUUGCGUGCCUCAUAGUCCAAAGGGGGAAAAGUCUUUCGCUUUAUCAAUACCUGGUUCACGAGCGGAACCUACCGGGGAACAAGGAGAAUACACGCUCUCCAUUCCGGAGACAAAUGCGUCUAUGAAUGAUGAUAUAUACACAGUGUCCAUAGCUGAUGAAGAGGGUGGACUAACACGCGAAAAGUUCACUUUAGCAAUACCGGAGAAAGGAAAAAGUUUAUUGACUAAAAAUUUAAUUGAUAGAAAUGAUUUGGGACCGGUCACUAUCGCAGCGCCCGCAAUAUUACGUCGUUCUAACUCUGAUAAUAGCGAUCGGAAAAUGGCGAACGCUAAUAUAAAGAGGCGUAUCUCAUUGUGUACGGAAAGCAUGUCAAAUAAGAACUUAAAAUUCACUUUGCCACAACCCAAAAUAAUAAGUAAAUCUGAAGACCACAUAGAUGGAGACGGUAAUGAUGACCAUCGAGUGCCUUCAUUAUUCUGUGACGAAAAGCUAGAUAAAGAUCUAGAAGCUAAAGUUAUUAUGGGAGAUUCAGAUGUUGAAGAAUAUAAAGAAAAGCUGCAGAUCGAAAUAAAACCUGACAUUUUGUAUUACCCAAAUAAUGAAAACUUUCCAUUAAAGAAUGAGUCAAAGAAUCCCGAAUCUACAACAGAAGAAAGUCUUCCUGGUUUGAUAUGGCACAACGGAGUAGCUCAACUUAGAGGAAGUAACUUGCAGUUCAAGACAAAUGAGUUUGGUCUUAUCGACCUUAUCGAACAGCCCAAUCAGAACGCUAUAGGAAAUCCAAGUACCAAAUAUCAUACGCCGUUAAAACAACGCAUGGAGAGAAGUAGAGAUAAAAAGCCAACAUCUCCCGAGGACUUGUAUCGUUGCGACGGAUGCGGGUGCCACGGGAUGGCUGCGGAGUUCAUAACACCUAACUUCUGCAGCGUCACCUGUCAAAACGAGGUACAAAAAGUGACACAAAAGAAAAAAGAUAAGGAAAGAGCUGAAUUGGCAAAGAAACGAAAUAAGGUCAAGAAGUUACUAAUGCGAAAACAACAUUCAGACACAGAUUUACUUAAAGACGGUAAAGAUGAUAAGGUACCGCUGAAGCACUACGAUUCAGCCGAAGUUCAAAUAUCUGAAGCCUUACUACUGAAGAUGAGCGAGGACAUGAUAGAGAACGAGAAAUAUCCAUGGAUGUGUGGGAAAAAUGGUUUUUCGUGGAUGCGGUAUCUCGACGUUUGUAAAGCUAAAGCCGCACCUGUGAAGUUAUUCAAAGAUCCCUUCCCAUAUAACAAAAAUGGGUUUAAAGUUGGCAUGCGGCUAGAAGCUAUUGAUCCGCAGCAUCCUUCCAUGUUCUGUGUAGUGUCAGUGGCCGAAGUUCAAGGGUACAGAAUGCGAUUGCACUUCGACGAAUACCCAGACAUCUACGAUUUCUGGGUGAAUGCAGAUUCGAUAGAUAUUUUCCCGCCGGGCUGGUGUGAGAAGAACAACAGGACGCUGAAGCCGCCGGCGGGCUACGACUCGUUCUCUUGGCCGUUAUACUUGAAGCAGAUCCGUGCGAUAGCCGCGCCCCGGCAACUCUUCCCACAUAUUACUACUGCGAUAUUGAAACCCAACAACUUCCGAGUGGGUAUGAAGCUGGAGGCCGAGGACCGUCAGAACGAGCUGAUCUGCGUGGCCACAGUGGCCAGCAUGCUGGACAACCGGCUGCUGGUCACCUUCGAUAGCUGGGACGACAUGUACGACUACUGGGUGGACCCCACUUCCCCCUACAUACACCCCGUGGGCUGGGCUGAGGAGAAUGGGGUUGGAUUGACACCACCUAACUAUUACAAAGAUCCAGACACAUUUUCAUGGGAGAAUUACCUGUCAGAGACGAUGUCGACGGCGGCGCCGCCCCGCGCCUUCAAGACCCGCCCACCCGCUGGUUUCAAGCCGGGGAUGAAGCUAGAAGUAGUUGACCCUAGAGUACCAUUUUUAAUAAGGGUGGCGACGAUCAGCGCGAUAAAGGGUCACCAAGUGCGAGUCUCAUUUGAUGGGUGGCCGGAUGAGUUAGCCUGUUGGUUGGAUGACGACUCCCCGGACAUACAUCCGGUGGGCUGGUGCUUGAAGACUGGACAUCCAUUGGAACCACCAUUAACGGCUGAGGAGCUGCGCAUCAGCGGGCCGUGCGGCGUGGGCGGGUGCCGCGGGCUGGGCUCGGUGCGCGGCGGCGCGCUCAAGCAGCACGGCGCCGCCUCCGCCUGCCCCUACCGUGCACCGCCGCCGCCGCCGCCCGACCGCCUCGCGCCCGAGCGCGCCAUGCACAGGAUACCAGUCAAACCAAAAACCAUAUCGACGAACACUCCCAAUGAAGUUCCGAAAGAGAAACUGCCCAGAGGACGACCGCCGAAACAUAAACGGGUUGAGGAAGUAGCUAAAAAUGAAUCAGUAUCUGAUGACGAGUCCCUAUCAAGUAGCGGCGGCAAAAGAUGGCGCGGUAGCAGUGAAGACAAUCGCGCUGUUCGUCCAGCAUCUCGUCGUGAUGCCACCACUCACAACUCCCCCCACCACUCGUCAACCCAUUUAUCCCCCCAUCAUUCAUCCCAUCAAUCUCCCCACCACUCAUCAAUCCAUCAAUCACCACACCACUCGUUGACCCACCAAUCAUCAGUGCACCACUCUCCAGCCCGCCACAGCCCGACGCUUGCCCAUCAGCUGCCGCACCCGCCGCGGGCGCUGAUCGCGAGGCAUAUGGCGGACUUGGCGCUACCAUCGGACCCUGGCACUUGGACACAAAAAGACGUAGCAGCCUUACUAUCCCGGAUAGCGGGUGCAGCGGUGGGCGCGGCGGCGGCGGCGGCGCGGCUGUCCGGCGCCGAGCUGGUGAUGGCGUCCUGCGAGGAGCUGGUGCAGUGCCUGCGCCUCCGCCUCGGCCCCGCCGUCAAGGUGUACGCCACCGUCCGCCACCUCCGGGACUCGCUCUCG